Messenger RNA from Spathaspora passalidarum NRRL Y-27907, 4248 nucleotides. RefSeq names its product Aro80p (gene ARO80). Gene Ontology annotation, molecular function: DNA-binding transcription factor activity, RNA polymerase II-specific; zinc ion binding. The coding region runs from base 114 to 3089 and encodes 991 amino acids. The transcript is spliced from 3 exons. Gene Ontology annotation, cellular component: nucleus. Gene Ontology annotation, biological process: aromatic amino acid catabolic process; positive regulation of transcription by RNA polymerase II. The record is from RefSeq and is a predicted model, not a curated record. Lineage: Eukaryota; Fungi; Ascomycota; Pichiomycetes; Serinales; Debaryomycetaceae.
AUUAUUAAUUCAAACCACUAAUCUGCAGAGAAAAUUGUGCAGGAAAGCGGCUAUUUUAACCAGUGAACUUUCUGUGUAUACAUCAAUUGUUAAUUUGCUCAAACUGACCUGAUAUGUCUGGACUCAGGGACAAUCAAAAUCAAAUGUUAUCUGGAGUAAUGUAUGAUCCAUUACAACAACAACAACCACAGCUUCUGCCUCAUGCUCAAGAAGGAGAAUACAGACGGCUGUCAUUCGAUACCAACCCAUCCACUGAUCCUUCCCUGCAAUACCCGAAGUUCAAACGUAAUUAUCGUGCCUGCUUAAACUGUCGAGUUCGAAAGGUAAAAUGUGAUUUGGGACCUGUCGAUAACCCUAGAGAAGGUAAAUGUGCAAGAUGUCUUCGUGAACGUAAAGAUUGUGUGUUUGUGGAAAGCAAACGUGGUGGUUCCGGAAAUGUGAUUAGUGGGAAAAGAAAGAAGAAAACUAAGGAGGAAACACAAAAGAGUGGCUCGGAAUCACCUAGAGAUGGUAGUUCACCUGGCACUACAGCGCUGUAUCCAUAUGAAUCACCAGCAAUUCCCAAACUCAAUAAUGGUGGAGUAGCUAUCCAAGAGCCGCGUCAGAAACUUCCUGGAGUCAGUAUGCAACAGGAUUCGGCUCACCAGAACAAAACUCCCAGUCAUUUCUCAACAAUGGAAGGAGCAUUAGUCUUUUUGGCAAAGGCAGCGGGAACUAUAGCAAAGGCAGAUGAGAGAGAUAAUAUAGAUGGUAGAGCCAGGUAUGAACAAAUAGAGGCGAAAAUGAGAAGUGAAACAAACAGCGUAUUGUCUAACUCGGAACAAUCAAAUCUGGAUAUGCCAGACCAGAACAACAAUGGUGACGAUAUAUCAGGCGCUCAAAAAUCUUCAAUUCCUGCUUUUAUAUUGCCAAGUACUACAAAGAGAAUGACAAUGCCCCCUGCAGAAAGUGGUUAUGCGGUGAGACCUAAAGCAUCCAAUAAACUUUCUAAUAUUGAGUAUAUUGGCCCAGCCCCUAAUGGAAUCUUAACCGAACAAGAAGCAGAACGGUUGAUUAAUCUAUUCUUCACAACUAUGCAUCCGUUCUUCCCACAUUUACCCAAGUUUCUUCAUUCACCCAAAGUUCUUUCCGGAUAUCCGAUUUUAUUGUGUGCCAUUUUAACAAUUUCAUCUCGAUAUCAUCCAUUUGAAAACAAUGUAAGUACUUCUGGAAACACCAGUGUACCUAGAAAUAUCGAAGUUCACGAUCGAUUAUGGCUCUAUGUCCAAAGGUUAAUUUCACAAACGGUUUGGGCAGAAGCAAGUACCAGAUCAAUCGGGACAAUUUUUGCAUUUUUGUUAUUCACGGAAUGGAAUCCACGUGCUAUCCAUUGGAGAUGGUCAGAUUACGCUAAUAAAGCAGAAGAAAACAACGAUGAAGUAUCAGGUUCAUCGGCAAACUUGUCUGCAUUUAAUGGGGAUACCAGUGGUGGCACUGGUGCUGACAGUGAGCCUAACCUUGCUGGAUUGGGUGCUAUGAGAAGAAGUUAUAGAAUGGCGUGGAUGUUGAUCGGUUCGGCUGUUAGAUUGGCGCAAGAUAUGGGGUUUAUGGAAAUAAGCUCCAAGACAUUCAUUGCUACCCAUACCGCCGAAAUCAACUCCGUUAUGAAUAUUGCAAGACGGUCGAUGUUGGCUCAUUCGCUAUCAGAAGUAGAUUUAGAUGAAGAUGAGAUAACAGAAGAGGAUAUGGAAGAGGUCGAGGAGGAAGAUGAUGAUGACAGAAUGCUCAAAAUGUCAGAAGAAGAUUUGAGGCGUGUUUCAAGUGAGCACGUUCUUAAAUUUACGAAAUCUCAGAAGGCACAAAUUGAGUUGCUCCAAAUCAUUUCUCUUGGUCAUGAAUCUUUGUAUGGGUAUAAGGCACAACUAGGGCUGCUUUCUCAAAGUCAGAAUUUGUCAGUGUUGAACAUAAUUAGUCCAUUGAUUAAUAAUUGGGGUCGCAAGUAUAAAACAUUUCUUACCCCCUCAAACAAUAAAUUGCUCAAGCAUGUGUCCAACAUAACCACUCAUUGGUUGAAACCAAACUCAAAAGUGUGUCAUGAGAUUGCUGAAUAUAUAGAGCGGGAAUCCUUCAUAUUUGAGUUCAACUAUGUGAAGCUUUACAUUUAUUCACUUGCAUUGAGUCCAUCACCUCGGGCUUUACUUGAGCAAAAGAAGAAUAGAAAACACGGCAAGGUUACAUUGAAAUUAGAUGAAAUGUCCAAAUCAGCAAAGUAUAUUGAACAGGCAUUUACCGCGGCUAAUGAAAUGUUAUAUGCUGCUCAUAGAGUUCAUAGAUUAAAGAUGCUUAGGUUUAUGCCGGUCAGAUGGUUAACGAGAAUGGUUAGAGCCGUUGCUUUCAUUGUAAAAUGUUAUUUGACAAUCAUGGCUCAUAAGAAUUCGUCAAGGAGUGGAUCUACCAGUUCGAUAGAUAACUAUGAUUCUACAAUCUUGUCGCUUUCCUUAAUCACCAUUGAUGAUAUUACACUGUCAAUUCAAAGAGCUGCUAUCACCUUACGGGAUUGUUCUCCGGACGAAUUACAUUUAUGCACAAGAUAUUCAAACGUUUUAAUGUAUUUGUGUUCUGAGAUGAAGACAAGAAAAAACCACUAUGAAGAGGAGCAAGCCGCCGAAGAUGCAGAGGAACGCGCCCAUUUGCAAGAGCAACAGCAUAUGGCCAAAAGGCAAAAAGUCAUGUCGGAACCGGUGCCGUCCAAUGACAUGGCAUCAUCGAUGUUCCAGCCGCAGCCAGUACAGUAUGAAGGCAACGGAAAUGAAAACAUGCCCAGCCCUCAGAUGGCAUAUCCAAUGCAACAGCAAACAACCCAGCUGUCCAUGGAUUCAUUCGGGUAUGGCCAAUCACUGUAUUUCAAGAAUGGUUCAAUCUCGCAAAGUGAGAGUAUGACACCAAACGACUCUAAUACACCAUUGCAAACCUUGAUGGGAGAUAGUGAGGUAAUUGAUUGGUUUAUGAAUAAUCGUACCAUUGGUCUUGAUUUCGUAGGACCAUGGACGGAAAUGAUCGAACAGCAAUUGAACUUGAACGACCAAUUCAACUUUAAUGAUGCCCUUUAAAUUAAUGUAUAUAUAUUUUCUUAUAUAGAGGGGAAAUUUUUUAUCUUGUAGCGAAUUAUUAAUUUUCCCAACCUUGAAUAUGGUUAAUUAUAGACAUGUAGAAAUCCCGAGACUUAUCAUUGAUUGAAAUUCCAUGGCUUGAAGAUAAGAAUGUGUUAAUUCCCUCGAUGGUGUCUGCAUAAGCCUCAGGAAGAUAUGGUACAGCAGUUCUAGCUUCAAAUAAAUAGUUGCUUUGGGGUUUUGUUGAAGGUGGGUUUUUGUAGUAAUCAUUUUUAUCGAAAUCGAUAGUAUCAACAGUAACAGAAAGAUCAAGCUUGAAAGCGAUACCUGAACAUUGUAAUUCAUAACUAAUAUCGUUUAAUUUCUUCACAUAAGUGUUGGCAUUAAUAUUCCCCAUUCCUGCCAAAUAUUUAAGCAAGGCGAUUGCCUUAUUUACCUGGGGAUAUACCUUACCACGAAGACCAGCGAUAAUAAGCAUCAUCAAGGACGAAAAUAAAUGGUGACUGUCCCAGUAACCCAACACAAAGAUCUUUUGGCAGGUGUAUAAUCUCGCCACUAUAUCAAUGGUACUACACGAUACAAACAUCCCCUUGGCAAUUGUAGCUUCAAUAUCAUGAUAGUUUUCAAGUAAUUCAGAAGAUGAAGGGUCUGUAGCGAGGGAAAGCAAGGGCUUCGUGAGCAAAAUGUUCAACUGGUGGUAUCUAAGUAACAAAUUAGCGAGCAUUCUUGAACCAUCAUUAACAUAGUCUAUACCUCUAAAUUUCGACAACAAAGGAAAUUCAAAAUUCUUAAUCAAGUCUGAUGAUGACGUUAAGAUAUUCUUCAACAAAAGUUUCUGGUUAAAUUGGUUGGUGUUGAUGUAAUUAACCAGAAAAGUUCGUAUAUUUGGCCCAUAGAUCAACCGAACAAACUUUGUGACAUAUUUCGUCAAAUGCACGUUGGUCUCAAGAAUAGUGCCAUCAAAUGAAUCACCUAAAUCGAAUGUAUUUUCAGUUGGCAAGUCAACAUCCGUAUCUGUAUAUUGAAAGUUUUCAGUUUUUGCAGCCCACAAAGAAUCAAUAACAAAGAUAGUCCACCAUAAUCUCUUUGACCUUUCUGCAAAAAUACGAAGUUCUCGAUACUCUUCAGGUGACUUAUUUCCAGGAAUAUCUCUUUGACG